This is a messenger RNA of Micromonas pusilla CCMP1545, 660 nucleotides long. RefSeq lists its product as uncharacterized. Lineage: Eukaryota; Viridiplantae; Chlorophyta; Mamiellophyceae; Mamiellales; Mamiellaceae. The transcript has a single exon. Gene Ontology annotation, biological process: protein localization to ciliary inversin compartment. Gene Ontology annotation, molecular function: protein binding. The record is from RefSeq and is a predicted model, not a curated record. Gene Ontology annotation, cellular component: ciliary inversin compartment. The coding region runs from base 1 to 660 and encodes 219 amino acids.
AUGGGCGCGGACGUCGACGCGAGAGACCGCUCCGGGGCGACGCCUCUGUUCCUCGCCGCGGAGGGUGGACGCGUGGACGCCCUCCGCGCGCUGUUGGACGGCGGCGCGGAGAUCGCCGCGCGAAACAACCUCGGCGAGAACGCGAAUUACAUCGCGGCGUUGAAAGGGUGCCGACUCACGUCCAAGAUGCUCAUCUCCGAAUGCGAAGCCGCGGGCGCGCGCUGGCAGGACGCGGCGUGGUACGGCGACGGGUGGACGCCGCUGCACGCGGCGGCGUGCGCGAACCGCGUCGACGUCGCGAACGACGUGUUGGCGGCGGCGGCGAGCGCGAAGGACGGCAACGUCGUCGUCGCCGCGGCGAAUCGAUACGGCGCGACGUCGCUGCACAUCGCGUCGCUGUUGGGGUCCGCGCCGCUGACGGACGCGCUGUUGCGAUCGGGCGCGCCCGCGAGCGCGCGAGACGGUAACGGGAUGCGGCCGAUCGACGUCGCGAUGCGGGAGGGGCACGUCGCGGUGUGCGAGCUGUUGCGCGCCGCGACGAAGGAGGGUGGCGGCGGCGGCGGCGGCGGCGGCGGCGACGCGGACGGACCCGGGGGGGCGCCGCGGGAAGAGGCGAGCGCGCCGCCGCGGCGACGCCGCCGCCGCGGGCGCGCGUCGUGA